AUGAAGCCCUAUUUUGGACUUCGAGGCUCGAGCCUCAACAUCAUGAUCAGUAUUAUUGCUGGCCUUGAUUUCUUACUAUUUGGUUAUGACCAGGGCGUCAUGGGAGGUCUAUUGACCUUGAACUCAUUCGUCACAGUCUUCCCUGAAAUUGACACCACUCAUUCAAGUUCCUCAACGAGUACCAAUUCCACAACACAAGGAAUUACCACUGCAUCUUAUAACCUGGGCUGUUUCUUUGGCGCCAUCUUCUGCAUUUGGAUUGGAAACUAUCUUGGUCGCCGCAAGACUAUCUUCACCGGCUCAAUCAUCAUGAUCGUCGGUGCAACUCUACAGGCCUGCGCAUAUUCUCUGCCCCAUCUUAUUGUCGGCCGCAUCGUGACCGGUAUUGGAAAUGGCAUGAACACUUCCACUGUUCCCACAUGGCAAUCCGAAUGCUCCAAGUCCCACCACCGUGGCCAGCUAGUCAUGUUGGAAGGCUCCUUGAUCGCCGCUGGAAUUACAAUCAGUUACUGGAUCGAUCUUGGCUUCUCCUUCUUGGACCCCAGCUCAGUUGCCUGGCGAUUCCCCAUCGCUUUCCAGAACGCCUUCGCCCUGGUAAUCUUGAUUUUUGUCCUGCCAUUGCCCGAAUCACCUCGUUGGUUGAUUCUCAAGGGUCGCGAGGAGGAAGCCGUGGAAGUUCUCGCCGCUAUUCUGGAUCUAGACGAAAGGGAUCCUUACGUCCACUCUGAGUUCUCCGCUAUCAAAGAUGCUGUCCUCGAAGCUUCGGCUGUUAGCUUCCGUGACUUGUUCACAAUGGAUGAAGAUCGCCAUUUCCACCGCGUGGUUCUCGCCUACGUCAAUCAGAUGUUCCAGCAGAUUUCUGGUAUCAACCUCAUCACGUACUAUGCCGCGACCAUCUACGAAAGUAUUGGAAUGGACGGGUUGACUUCGCGUAUUCUGGCUGCCUGCAAUGGAACAGAGUACUUCUUGGCGUCUUUGAUCCCGAUUUUCAUUAUUGAGAAAGUCGGUCGCCGCCUUUUAAUGUUGAUCGGUGCUGCUGGAAUGUCAAUUUCGAUGGCUGUCUUGGCUAUUACUACCAGCUUCGAGGGCAAUAGCCAAGCCGGAAUCGCCGCCGCCGUUUUCUUGUUCGUGUUCAACACCUUUUUCGCCCUGGGCUGGCUGGGCAUGACUUGGUUGUACCCUGCAGAGAUUGUAAGUCUCGCAUGCUCCAAUCUGGUUGCAAAGCUAAUGAUUGACCAGGUUCCCCUUCGUAUCCGUGCACCCGCCAACGCACUCGCAACGUCUGGUAACUGGAUCUUCAACUUCAUGGUCGUGAUGAUCACCCCUGUUGCGUUCGACUCGAUCAAGUACAAGACCUACAUCAUCUUCGCGGUCAUUAAUGCUUUCAUUUUCCCUGUCAUCUACUUCUUCUAUCCCGAAACCGCCUACCGAUCCCUGGAGGAGAUGGAUACCAUCUUCCACAAGACUAGUAGCGUCUUUAAUGUUGUUUCGGUUGCCCGCCAAGAACCUCAUCGCUAUGGCAAGAACGGCGAACUGCUUAUCAACUAUGAAGACACCGAAGAGCAUUUGCGUCGCGCUAGCUAUGUUUCUGACAAACCGAAGAGCAAGAUGGUCUCUCCAACGGGUGAUUUGGAGACUGGAAAGGGGACCCACGUCGAGCACCGUAAAGGCAGUGCUAGCGCUUCCGAUAGCAACUAA
Molecule: messenger RNA, 1698 nt
Organism: Penicillium brevicompactum
Lineage: Eukaryota; Fungi; Ascomycota; Eurotiomycetes; Eurotiales; Aspergillaceae
Product: sugar porter family MFS transporter
Exons: 6
Coding region: 1-1698 (565 amino acids)
Biological process (GO): transmembrane transport; carbohydrate transport
Cellular component (GO): membrane
Molecular function (GO): carbohydrate:proton symporter activity
Source: RefSeq, a predicted model, not a curated record